GCCUUCAGCAGUCGAACUUCAGAAGAGUUUGUUCGUCAGGUUAGUCGCGUUCACGGUGGCCUUGCUUGGAAGAGCAUAUUUCUCCCUGAAAAUAGUGAAGUCCUUGCAGUGAAAAUGGAGUUUCUUGAUCCAACAUCAGCGAUAAAUUUGCCGAACGAGUUAUGGAUUGAAAUAUUCAAGAAUGUCGACAGCCCUGACCUGCUCCAGUUGUCUAUGGUCUGCAAACACUGGAACCGACUGAUUUUCAUGUUCCUGGCACGGCGCUUUCAACUCAACUUGGAUUUGAGCGUGGAAACGUAUCCUAAGAAAGGGAUUCGGCUGGUUCCGGAUCGGGUCUAUAAGCGCUUACAUCUGACAUUAACCCAGCUGGACAGCUCAUUUAAAUCGAUGAGAAUCAUCCAAAAAUUGGCACCGAAUCUGGAAUCGUUGAAACUGAGCCUAGAAUACCUGGACAUUCCAGUGUUGAUGCAAAUGGUGAAAUCGUGCACUUGCCUACGUGAGCUCUACAUCAAAGGCCUCCAACAGGUUUUUGAUGUGUUUGGUUUAGUGGAUUUGCUAAACAUGGCAGUGCAUCUCGUCAGUGGCGAAACAACUUUGGACACGGACCAUAAGCUGAACAUCAUCGCUAAAUCAUACGAGCCAUGCCUUCUGGGUGCUGGGGUCAAAGGACUGAAGGAUGCUUGGCCGAUUUUCCCUGCAAUCACAACUUUGGGAUUGGACGCCUCCGUUAUGGACAAAUUUGAGAAGAAGUUUUUCCUCUGUUUCCCUAACGUUACAGAACUUGAAAUUGUCGCCACAUCGCACGAUCUGGGUAUGAUAGAAGGACUGGCCAACCGCUUGAAGGUUCUGAAGGUGAAAGUGUUCCAGGAAGCCGUGACUAACUUUUUUGCUCUGCGUCUGCCCACGUUGGAGGUGUUGGUCCUCAAGUUGAGCGCACGGGUUGAAAAUGACGUUUUGCAGCAAUUUUUGCUUGGUUGCAAAGCGUUGAAAACGGCCAUGUUCUCCUUCCAUGCGUCUGGAGAUGUGUUUCCUGCAUUGGUCGAGGGCCUUCCGCUGGUGGAAAGGCUUCAAAUAUCUGGCCAAACCUGUACCACACUGCUGGGAUUGGAGAAGCUGACGCAUUUGAAGGAACUAGCACUGCGAGGAUGUUGCGUUAGAUCGACAUCGUUCUACUUUGUCCUUGAACCGACCUACUCGGUGAAGAAAUUGGAAUGCAUCGGGGUAACUUUCGACAGUGGGGUGAGCGAUCUUAUGUACCGUUGUCAGUUCAUCACUAGUCUGACGUUGUCGGUGCGCUCAGUCCACAUCUACGGUAUGUCCCAUUACGCCGAAUGCCUGCAACUUGUCGAGGAGUUCACGCUCCUGAUCGAUCGCGUUUACCCAGUGAUCAUCAAGCAGAUGAAGGAGAUGUUCAACUUGGUAAAACUGGUCAUCAAGGCGAACGCCUUUUCCAAGACGAACUUCAAACUCCUGGAGAAAGUCAUCGUUCAACCGAGGAUGAAGACUCUGUUGGUGGAAGUGACUGAGCUAUCGGUUCCGAUGUACAUUGCGCGUAAGGUUGCAUCCGCAAACCGUGCCUGUAUGCUGAUCUUGAAUGGGGAAAGGGUGGAACCGAACGAUGUGCCCGUCCGACCGGUUGGACGAAAACGAAAGACGCUGCCCGCCGUGGUAAACGAACUGACCAAUUGAUUUGGUUGGCUGGGUUAAGGUGAAUUUUUGUUGAUUUUAUUGAAAGACAAACUAGUUUGUCCAUGUUCUGUGCAGUCUUGUUGCGUUAUGUUCGAAGAAACUUAUGAUUUCAUAUUCCAAUACUUAUGAUGUUAUUUGUGAUCAAUACCUUUUGAAGAGUUGAAUUUUAGUUUUUGACGUUUACACUACUAAUGUAGGUAGCAUUUUUGUUGUUAAAAACCACGCUCUUUGUCGAACUGUGAGCGUUCUGUGAAUAAAAACAAAAAUGAAUGAA
This is a messenger RNA of Aedes aegypti (yellow fever mosquito), 1963 nucleotides long. RefSeq lists its product as uncharacterized. NCBI's taxonomy places the organism in Eukaryota, Metazoa, Arthropoda, Insecta, Diptera, Culicidae. The record is from RefSeq and is a predicted model, not a curated record. The transcript has 4 exons. Gene Ontology annotation, molecular function: protein binding. The coding region runs from base 115 to 1689 and encodes 524 amino acids.